AUGAAGUUUACCGUCCUUAUUGCAGCUGCUCUGGCUGCUGCGCCUAUCCCAGAGGCUGUUGCUCACCCUGGCAUGGGAGAGACCAUCAAGGAGAUCGAACGAAUUGCUGCUCGUAGCUGGGGCAGUGGGUGGGGUGGAAACAAAUGGCCAGGACAAGGCAAUGGCGGCGGUUCAAGCUCUUGGCCUGGCCAAAGCAAUGGAGGUGGUUCAAGCUCCUGGCCUGGACAGAGCAAUGGAAAUGGAGGGGGUUCUAGUUCUUGGCCCGGCCAGAGCAGCGGAGGUAGUGGCAGUGGUAGUAGCAAUGGCAAUGGCUGGUCUGGAGACAGCUUUGAUGCUCACUCCCUCAUCGGCGAUCUUGUCACCAUCAGCGACAAGUCACUCACUUCAGUCGGUAGUGACAUCAAGAAGAUCCUCCAGGGCAAUGGCAACCCUACCAGCCGCGAGCGCUACUUUGGCUGCCCUUCCAUGAACUCCCAACGUUGCAAGCGUGAUACCUGCUGUGUCUGGCAGUACAUCUCCAACGAACUCGAGGACAAGUUCAGAGGUGAGGCUGGCCGCUGCACACGAUGGGCUCGAUAUGCUGUGCGCAUUGGUUUCCAUGACGCUGGCACCUGGUCUCUCAAGACCGCUUCCCAAGGCGGUGGUGCCGAUGGCUCCAUCAUCCUCUCUAACGAGCUCACCCGUGGUGAGAAUAUGGGUCUUCAGCAGAUUGGCGAGUACUACCAAACCAUCUACGACAAGUACCAUACCCAGUAUGGUUUCUCCCAGGUCACCAUGGCUGAUCUGAUCCAAAUGGGCUCCAACAUUGCUGCUGUUACCUGCCCUCUCGGUCCUCGCGUUCGCUCUUUUGUCGGACGCAAGGAUAGCACGAAGGCCAACCUCGGCGGUCUUCUGCCUCGCGUUGACUCCAAUGCUCUCACUCUGAUCAACCUCUUCAAGGACAAGACAAUUGGCCCCGACGAUCUUGUUGCUCUUAUCGGCGCGCACACAACCUCUCAGCAGCACCACACCAACAUUGAUCGUGAUGGUGAUCCUCAGGACAGCACUCCUGGUGUCUGGGAUAUCCUAUUCUAUCAGCAAACCAUCGAUCAGAAUGCUCCAAAGCGUGUCUACAAGUUCCCUAGCGACGUAGCCCUCGCCAACCACCCUCUUACUCAGCCUGCCUUUGAGGCCUUUGCCAGCGGCAGCACUGGCCAGGCCGCCUGGAACGUGGACUACGCCCGCGCCUACAUCCGUCUCAGUCUCUUGGGCGUCAACAAUAUCAACGACCUCACGGAGUGCACAAAGGUCCUCCCUCAACCCGUUGAGUCCUACCGCCACAAGGAUAAGGGCCGAUUCAACAAGUGGCUCCAGACUGAUGAUAACUCAUGGACAUCCAAGAGUGUCUCCAAGGAUGUCGACGAUGGCUACGAGAUCUCUGUCCCUGAGAACAAGAUUCCCUCCAGGCGUGGUCCUUGGAAGACAUGGACCAGCACCUUCAAGUGGUGGUAGAAUGUGACUUUACAGCACAUCUUCUUGUAAUGGCCACUCGGCGAUAAUAUGUUGUUACGCAUAUAUAGCGAGUCGAAGACUGGCGUUCUGGGUUCAUGAGACAGCGCAAGGGAGACAGGACUUCAUCAUAGCAGCUAAUGCCACUCCCGUGGCACUUUUAAUUCUUAAUUCUUUGACUUCUGGCUUUCUGGCCAGCUGAA
This is a messenger RNA of Fusarium redolens, 1691 nucleotides long. RefSeq names its product heme peroxidase. The record is from RefSeq and is a predicted model, not a curated record. Gene Ontology annotation, biological process: cellular response to oxidative stress; response to reactive oxygen species; hydrogen peroxide catabolic process. Lineage: Eukaryota; Fungi; Ascomycota; Sordariomycetes; Hypocreales; Nectriaceae. The coding region runs from base 1 to 1491 and encodes 496 amino acids. Gene Ontology annotation, molecular function: peroxidase activity; heme binding. The transcript is spliced from 2 exons.